This is a messenger RNA of Sporothrix schenckii 1099-18, 222 nucleotides long. RefSeq lists its product as uncharacterized. The record is from RefSeq and is a predicted model, not a curated record. The transcript has a single exon. NCBI's taxonomy places the organism in Eukaryota, Fungi, Ascomycota, Sordariomycetes, Ophiostomatales, Ophiostomataceae. The coding region runs from base 1 to 222 and encodes 73 amino acids.
AUGGGGCGCUCUGCUGGGGUGAGCGACGACGUCCAGGCCAGUGCCAGCCCACGCUCAGCACCACCUCCAGCCGCCCUGUUCAUCACAACGAGUGACGGAGCGAGAGGGGACAGCAGGAAGAAGAGCGGGUCAACAAGUGUGAUUGUCGCUGCUCUUGGAAGCGAGUGGCCAGCAAACAAAGGCGAGGGACACGGCUGGUUCCUCGACCUUGCGCAGCAUUGA